This is a messenger RNA of Prunus mume (Japanese apricot), 3132 nucleotides long. Lineage: Eukaryota; Viridiplantae; Streptophyta; Magnoliopsida; Rosales; Rosaceae. The record is from RefSeq and is a predicted model, not a curated record.
AUGAUAUUUUCCAGGACAGAGGCUGAUUUUGUUGAGGAAGUUGUUCAAGAUAUUUUGACCAAAUUGAAUCGUGAAUCAUCAAGUGAUUUAAGGGGUCUAGUUGGAAUUGAAAAGAAAAUUGAGAAAAUUGAGUCGUUAUUAUGCUUGGAUUCACGAGGUGUUUGCUGUGUAGGUAUGUGGGGCAUGGGUGGUAUUGGCAAGACCACCCUUGCUGAUUGUGUAUUUCAGCGACUCUCUUCUAAAUUUGAAGCUUCUUGUUUUCUUAAAAAUGUGAGGGAGAACUCAGAAGAAAGAGAUGGAAUAUAUAAAUUGCGUAAUAAACUUCUUCGUGAGAUAUUAAGGGACAAAGAUCUGAAUAUCGACACUCUGUCUAUACCACCUACUACUCGAAAUAGGCUCACGCGUACCAAGGUGCUCAUUGUUCUUGAUGAUGUGAAUGCUCCAGAACAACUAGAAGUUCUUGUUGGUUGUCAUGAUCGGUUUUGCCAAGGAAGUCGAAUCAUUAUAACUGCUAGAGAUAAAGGCCUACUUGAGCACAAAGUUGACCAUGAUAAGAUAUACAACGUUGAGGGAUUAAGUUCAGAUGAAGCUCUUCAGCUCUUUCACUCGCAGGCUUUCAGAAAUAAGUCUCCAACAACAGAGUAUGCUGAGUUGUCAAGAAAGGUCGUAGAUUAUGUUAACGCCAUUCCAUUAGCUCUGAAAGUUAUGGGGUCUUUAUUCCUUGGUUGCAAGAGCAAACAAGAUUGGGAAGAUCAACUGAACAAGUUGAAACGAUUUCCAAGCGAAGAAAUCUGGAAAGUGUUGAGAGUAAGUUACGAUGGAUUAGAAGAAAAUGAGAAGGAGAUAUUUCUUGAUAUAGCAUGUUUUCAUAAUAAUUAUGGAAGGGAGUAUGUAAAAGAGUUCUUAGAUAGUCGUGGUUUCUGUGGGGAAGUUGGGAUCAAAGUUCUCAUUGAUAGGUCUAUGAUAUCAAUUGAUGAAGAAAGCAACUGGAUAGAGAUGCAUGAUUUGUUGCAAGAAAUGGGUAGGGCAAUUGCUCGCAAACAAUGUGUUGAAGAGAGCAGUAGGUUGUUCAUUGCAGAGGAUGUCCAUAAAGUAUUGACAAAUAACCAGAGAGCUGCAACUGUUCAAGCCAUAUCCAUUGACUGGUCUGAGCUACACUUGAGACAUGCAAACUUCCAAAAGAUGGAUCAAUUGAGAUGGCUACAUGUCCGUUAUCCUUGGUGGGAAAGGACAUUAAUGGAUUCUCUUGAUCUUCCCAAUUCUCUUAGUUAUCUUUACUGGCAGAAAUAUCCUAUGAAAUCUUUGCCAUCAAACUUUUCUGCUCAAAAUCUUGUAGAGCUUCAUAUGCCCUUAUGCCAAGUUACUGGGGCACAACUUUGGAAUAAAGACCAGAAUCUUAGCAACUUAAAAGUGAUCUGUCUUCGUGACUCCAAACACCUAACACAAGUUCCAGAUCUCAUUCGGAGUAAAAAAAUUGAGCGCAUAGAUCUUUCUCGUUGUGAAAGUUUGGUUCAAAUUCCUUCUUAUUUUAAAGAUUUUGACAAACUUACUCAUCUUCAUCUGGGAGGUUGCAUAAAUCUCAAAACUCUUCCAAAGAUUCCAUGCAAUGUUAAAUUCUUAGAUUUAUCUGAGACAUCAAUAAAGGAAUUGCCUCCAUCAGUUUGGUCUCACGAAAAAAUUACAGAGAUUGUUAUUAGAUAUUGUAAAGACCUUACUAGGCUUCCAAGCAACAAUUGUGAGCUGAAAGUCUCUGGUACUUUUAGUCUAUGCGGCUGCAAUUCUUUUUGUGAAUUUUCGGAGCUUCCCAGGAAUAUAACAGUGCUAGAUUUGAGUUUCACAGCAAUAGAAGAAUUGCCCUCAUCGAUCGAGACUGUCUUUGGUCUCACUGCAAUUAAACUGACCUACUGCAAAAGCCUUGUGAGUCUCCCAAACAUUUGGAAGUUGAAAUCUCUUAAGAGCCUUGAUCUCAGACAUUGCUCCAAAUUCAAGAACUUCCCAGAAAUCUCGGAGGCUAUAGAACAUCUAGAAUUUCUAAAUUUAUCAGGUACAAUGGUUAAAAAGGUACCCCCAUCAAUUGGAAGUCUAGUUGCGCUUCGAAAAUUAGACAUUGCUGAGUGCAGUAUACAAGAAAUCCCUAAUGACCUCUUUUGCUUAACCUCAUUACAAGAGUUAAAUCUAAGCAGGACCUUAAUUAAGAGCAUACCUGCAAGCAUUGAACAAGCUCCUCAGCUGUCUCGCCUGAGCCUGAUUGGUUGCAAGAAGCUUAAAUCUUUACCAAAGCUUCCCCCAUUGCUGCAAUGUCUUCAAGCACAUGGCUGCACGUCACUGAAGACAGUGUCGAGUUCAAGCACUCUACUCACACAAUGUUGGGAUGAAUAUAUAUUCUCUCUAGGGCUUCAUGAGAAACAUAUAUUUUCCAGUUGCCCAAAUUUGGAUCAGAAUGCACGAAGAUACAUAAUGGCUGAUGCACAGCUCAGAAUUAUGCGAAUGGCAACUGCGUCGUCAAAGUUUAAAGGCGAAAAAAUUGAACAAGCAUCAUAUCAUUCAGAUGAUUCAGAUUAUUCCAAUGACUAUAUAGAUGAAUUAGAUAAGGAAAAUUUUGGGAGGAGAUCUUUCGUUGCCAUUAAAUGUUCCGGGAAUGAAAUUCCAAAUUGGUUCAGCCAUCAAAGUGAGGGAUCUUCAAUAAAUAUGCAGCUUUCUCCUGAUUGGUUUAGCACAGAUUUCUUGGGUUUCGCCCUCUCUCUUGCAUUGGAAAACUGUGAUGCAGAAAAUCAAAUGAAGAUUGAGUGCAAAUACAACUUCAAAGCUAGUAAUGGUGAAAGCCAUGAAAUCAACCAUCCUUUGUAUAAUCCGUUUAUGUAUGGAAGCCAUUUCCAAGAUUCCCAUCAGGUGUUUGUGUGGUAUAAUAAUAAUGUCUUUGAAGAAGUUGUAGAGGAAGCUCGGAGCCCCACUGCGUUUUACAAACUUAUUACUGAGGUCUCUGUUGACUUUAAAGUACUGCAAUUUUCCUACGAAUCCCUUUUGGAGGAGGAGGAGGAGGAGGAGCUGGAGCUGGAGCUGGAGGUGGAACAGUGUGGGAUCUGUUUGUUGUAUGCCAAAGAUGCUGAGAUCAUAAAGCAGAGGGCUUUGUAG